Molecule: messenger RNA, 3401 nt
Organism: Trichechus manatus latirostris (Florida manatee)
Lineage: Eukaryota; Metazoa; Chordata; Mammalia; Sirenia; Trichechidae
Gene: CEP126
Product: centrosomal protein 126
Exons: 11
Coding region: 21-3401 (1126 amino acids)
Biological process (GO): non-motile cilium assembly; cytoplasmic microtubule organization; mitotic spindle organization
Cellular component (GO): centrosome; ciliary base; midbody
Source: RefSeq, a predicted model, not a curated record
AGGCGGUGCGGAGGUGAAGGAUGCUGGCCGGGAAGCCCGGAGCCCGGAGCGCGGUCGCAGAUCUGGACGCCGAAUCCUCAGACACCCGCAGCAGAGCCCCUCUCAGCCCUCGGGAGAGCGGCGGGCGUCACCGACCUGGCGCUUACCUAGAUAUGAAAAUCCAUCUAGAGAAAAAUUUAGAAGAAGAGCGCCAAAUAUUACUGCAGCAACAAAAAAUAUGUCGAAAUCGAGCACGUAAAUAUUUUGUGGAGUCAAACCGAAGAAAAAAAGCCUUUGAAGAAAAACGAAAAGAGCAAGAAGAAAGAGAACACCAACUCAGAGAACAAGUACUUCAACAAAGAAAACAGAAGUUUGAGGAAGUUACUGAAAGAUUCCAACGUGCCCAUAUUCCUCUUUCACAGCGCAGGAGAUCAGUGUUUAAAAAAACAGUUCCUCCAUUAGAAGAGGCCCUAAAACAAAUUCAGGGCUCCAACUUAAAUUCAGAAUUAAAUCUUCCCACAUCCCACAGACCAACAAUUAACUGGAGAGCUAUAGAUUCUGCCUUGCCUUCAGCAUUGUCAAACAAUGAUCACAAGCAUCAGAUACAUCUCUUAUCCAAAGUCAGUUGCAAUAAAGAAAUGAAGGAAAACAGCAGGGCAAACUUGGCCACUAACAAAGAUGCAUUCCAGCUUAAACUGGAGGAAACUCAGAAACUCCUAGAAGAGCAACAUUUAAGCAGUUUGCAAAAAUUUUGUGAUGAAGUUAAUCGGAUAACCAAUUCUGAAACUCUUUCAAGUAUAGACAGUCUUGAAGCUGGGGAGCGUGAAGAAAUAUAUUUAACACUAAAUAAGGACCAUUCUACAUCAAUCCAGCAGAAUUCCAUUCACCUCAAAUCAGCAAAUCUGCAGUCAACUAAUCUAAACUUCUUUGAUGAAGAUAAACUAUCAUUCUCUAAAACUCAACACAUAAAUAAUUGGCUUAUAAAUUUAGAUGAUCCAGAUACUCAGACUGUCGCACCAUUCUCAGAUAUUUUAAGUAAACCUAAUGUUCUGCCUUCAUGUGAACGUCUUAAUAGUAGAGAACAAAAUUCACCUAUUCUGAGUAGAACUGUGGAAAGAACUACAAAUACUGCUAAUAAUUCGGUAGCCUUUGUACAUAGUCCACGCAUAUUUGCACAAAAUAAGAAAAACGAAAAAACUUCUGCAACUAGCACUGUUGGAACAACUGACUCCUCUUCUGAGGCGUUCAAAAUGGAGAGACCAUUUGUUACUGAAAGCCCAACAUUUAAAUUCAGUAAAGCCUGGACCACGCCAGAUUCUCUAACCCGAGAAGUUGCUACAUUUUUAGACCAAGAGAACUAUUCUGAAUUAACUCAACAAAAUGCAGCUACUUCAAUUCAUACUUCAUUUGUACCAGUGGCAGCACCUUUAGUUUUGGCACCUAAUGUACAAUCAGCUAGACCUUUACCGAUGGACGGUAUACACGUAAAAGAAAUUGACCCAGUGCAGUGUUCUGAUAAGUUAGAUCAGUUGAAAGAUGUUAAAGAUGAAAAGAUGCAAUAUUUUAACGAUAAUAAGAAAGAAUUGCCUCUAUUUUCAGAUGAUCUUCAAGUUGAUAUGCCUCACAACCCUGAUUCAAAAGAUAAAACACAGAAAAUAGCUGAAACAUCGUCUAAUGUAAUUUCUAAUUAUGACGUAGUUGGUCAUCACAAGAAAAUGAAGUACAACAUUCAUGAGAGAAAUGGUGUGAGGUUUAUUAAAAGUAUUUUAAAGAAAGAAUCUAAAUAUGACCAUCAUUAUUUUAAGGCACUGAUUAUGAAUCAAGACUGUAAGUUUGGAAAUAAAAAAGCAGCAGCUAUCAGAGAUAGUAUUGAAUUAACAAAAGAAAAAGGGAGAGGUGCAGAAGUUCCAAGAACUAUUAAAAAACUGAGGUGGCUUGAUGAAAGUGGCAAUACAGAAAACAAUGCUGAAGAGAAUUAUUCGCUGAAAAAUAGAACAGGAAUAGCUCAGCAAUGGUCUCAACAAUUUCACACCCUAACUAAAAGUGGUGCUGCCAGCAACAUAAUUAGUGUUCCUGCUUCUGCUGUAAAUUCUGCUGACAGAAAAAAGCCCAAGGAUGAUUCUGUCUCUGAAAAUGUUGCUGUAGGAGGAUCUGAAAGAGACCAUGUGCCUUUGAACUGUUUUUUUGUGCCUUCAGGUUAUAACUUUGCUAAACAAGCCUGGCUAGCCUCAAAAAAAGAGGAGAGUAAAUCCCUUGCACAUAAUGGUGAUUCUGUAACUCAGAAAGCUAAUCCACAAAGCGAUGGCACAAAUGUAAUUAGAAGAACAAAAUCUGCUAAAGCCUCAUCAGGCUUUAUAUAUACGAACAGAAAAGGCACUAUCAUUAAACCACAUUCUGCAAGCAAAGCCAAAACAUUCAUACAAACUCAGGGUAAACUAACUGUACCUCCUCCUCCUCCUAAAUCCACAUCAAAUAUUAGGAGUGGUAAAAAUAUAAAAGUGUCUCGUCAAUCAAUAAUGCCUGAAAAUUCUGAAAACAUUACACACAACUGUUUUAAUUCAAAAUAUGUACUUCCAAUGGAAUAUCAUUUCAAUCAGGGGACUCAAGAAAGUAGUCCUCCGCUCUCAGAUGCUUCUUCUGACUUAGUCACUGUGAUACCGUCUCUACCUUCUUAUUGUAAGUCCGAGUGCCAAACAUUCGCGAAAAUAAAUCACUCAAAUGGCACUCAAAUGGUUGCUCAGCAAGAUAGGACAUUAUAUUGCACCCAAAAAUGCCCUGUUUAUGAAGAAAGCCAUCAUGAUGUGACCCUUAAAACUACUGGAGAAGAAUCCAUUCCCAUAUGGAAAAUAGGGCAUAAUAACAUUCUGGGUCAAAAUGAGAGGGCUGCUGAUUCUACCAUUACGAGAAGAAAACGAAUUGUUGAAAAUAAGCGGAGAGGUCUUUUAGAGCAGAAAAGACAAAAUCCUGGAUAUCUAGGACAGAAGUACAGUGAGCAAAUGCAUGUAAGUACACAGAAUGUCCAGAUAAGUUCACGUGAGCCAAAACAAACUACAAGGGGUACUUCUAAUAUUGAAGAAGUUUCAGAUAGUACUUGUGAGUUUUUGAUGGCUGAAAACCUACUGAAAGCUUCAGUACCUGAGGAUGAAAUUCUAACUGUCAUGAAUAGCAAGCAGCUACAGAAACCAAAUCUGGCUUUAAAUAAGACUCAGAGUUUCAACAUCUGUACAUUAUCAGUUGAAGAACAGAAGAUCCUACAGUCCCUUAAUCAUCUCAAUGAAAGAUUACAUUAUGUGCAAGAAACCGUUUGCAAAAAUCCAUCCAUCAAAAAUAUUUUACAAAUAAUACCACUUCUGCAAGAAUUUAUAAUCUGUAAAAAUACCACUGAUUCUGGAGUUCUUCCAGAACCCUUUAAUGAGUAUUGA